Molecule: messenger RNA, 219 nt
Organism: Moesziomyces aphidis
Lineage: Eukaryota; Fungi; Basidiomycota; Ustilaginomycetes; Ustilaginales; Ustilaginaceae
Source: the annotation of a GenBank genome assembly
AUGUCGAACCUGUCCAUCUGCGGAAUCGUCCGCUUCCGCACGCGUUGGGCCCUCAACCCUUUCAGCGUUCCCGCACCUCCGUCCAUGGACGGACGGGCUUCCUCGGCUUCCUCCUUGCCCGGCCCGCAAGCUUCGUCACUCAACACAGCAACGAACAAUCUUGACGACCCCAUCCGCGCAUCAGAAACAAUGGUUCGACCGCAGCUGGGCGCCUUUUAG